Messenger RNA from Penicillium antarcticum, 1110 nucleotides. RefSeq lists its product as uncharacterized. Lineage: Eukaryota; Fungi; Ascomycota; Eurotiomycetes; Eurotiales; Aspergillaceae. The record is from RefSeq and is a predicted model, not a curated record. Bases 1 to 1110 code for a protein of 369 amino acids. The transcript has 3 exons.
AUGGUCCGCAUCUUCCCAGUCUGGAUUGCUCUCUCGGGUUUGAGUUUUGUCGUGGCCGGUACUAAAUGGACUCCAGAAAACUUUGACUGGGACAGUCUUACUUGCAACGACACUAUCCCAAGUGGCCUUUGGAUGAACAGACAUGAGGCUCCUCCGACCACAGACCUUUCACUGCUCCCAGAUCAUCAUCCCACCAAUAUCAAUUCUGUCGGAAUCUCACAGGUUGCUGUCCUGGCUGUACUUGGAUGGGCCUGGAGAGGAGCUAGUCUUGCUGCUGCCACUAUCGGCUUGAAGAAUUCUGUCCAUUCCUGCAAGCAGACUGCUAACGGUGAUGCUGGCUGGGGUCCCUGUAUUGAAGGCCUCUUCACUACCGUUGUUGGCUUCGGUGGUGUUGCUUCUGCCGAGAGGAAGCUUCUCCAUAGGGGUGGUCGGUUGAUCAUGCCUAAUCGGUUCCUUGCGGAUGGUACUGUGGAUUUGGAAAUGAACACCCUCACCAGACGUGAUGUCGACGCCCAGAACAACCACGAUGAUUUCGUCUACAUUCAGCUUCGGAGCCUUUCCUCGCGUGAUCCUGAAUUCCUCGGAUACGCAAAAAGCGAUCAUCGUCUCGCGAAGAAGGACUUUGGUAACCACCCUCUUGUGCCCAUGUUUCGAUUCGAUCACUUCAAGCAUGGCAGCAUGGAAAUGACUACCCGGGACACUAUGAACGGUACCUUCAUCACUGCUGCCUAUACGGGCCAUCCUACUCAUCUGCUGGGCCGUCACCAGAUUGAAGAUCUCAAGACCAAUAUGAAGCGCCAGGAAGUUUAUGAUAAGGAGGCGCUGAAUACUGGAGUUCUUGAGGCUCGAUUCGACGCUGAUGCCUCUAGAUCUGACCCUGCCUCUAUAAGCGCUGAUGCUAAAACCCUUUUUAACACCUUCGAGCCCGAAGUUAGCUGCUUUAUGGGCGGUAAUGUGAAGGAUCACAGUGUCCUAGAUGUCCAGAUGUAUGACAAGACAAACAAAGCUACAUUUGGCUUCGGCACGAUUGGAGUGUUCAACAACGACGAUGAUGCGCAUUCCAUUGAAGAAAUGGAACCCGCAGGAAUGCCUUUAAGCCAAUGCAAGUAA